Molecule: messenger RNA, 1904 nt
Organism: Cucumis sativus (cucumber)
Lineage: Eukaryota; Viridiplantae; Streptophyta; Magnoliopsida; Cucurbitales; Cucurbitaceae
Product: ataxin-10 homolog
Exons: 3
Coding region: 238-1743 (501 amino acids)
Cellular component (GO): cytosol
Source: RefSeq, a predicted model, not a curated record
GUUUGAUUGAAAAUACAUGGAAGUAUGUAGAUAUGUAUGUAACAGAGUUUUGGCUCAAAGGGGAAAUUAGGGUUUAACGUCCCUUCUCACUCCCACUUUUCCCUUUCCGGCGCUUCCUUCUCCGUUCCACCAACGAUUUCCACCUGCUUGACGCUGCCGAUUUUUACAGGAAUUUCUCAACCUUUCUUAUCCAAAAGCAACCUUGUUUUGUGACCUACCGAGUAGUUCUGUCUGCAAAUGAAGAAUUCGUCACCAUUUGAACUGUCCAUACCUGAAAGAAUUAGUCAACAAUUGUUCCUCGCAUCAAGCUCUAACACCCUAGAAGCAUCCUUAGAAACCCUUAUUGAAGCUUCCAGAAGUUCUGAGGGUCGAUCAAAUUUGGCUUCUCAGAAUAUCCUUCCUUGUGUGCUAGAGCUGAUUCAGUGUCUCAUUUACACUUCUGGUGAUGUGCUUCUAUUGUCAUCCUUGAAGCUCCUAAGAAACCUAUGUGCUGGAGAAAUUAGAAAUCAGAACAUUUUCAUUGAGCAAAAUGGAGUUAGAGUUGUUUCGAAAAUUUUGCAGGAUGCUAUGCUGAUUAAUGAUCCUGAUCGUGUGACCAUUAGACUAGGACUACAGGUUCUAGCAAAUGUAUCACUAGCUGGAGAAGAGCAUCAACAAGCAAUUUGGCAUGAAUUGUUCCCUGACAACUUUCUUUUACUUGCUCGUCUUCCAUUUUGUGAGAUUUCUGAUCCUUUGUGUAUGAUCAUCUACAACCUAUGUAGUGGACACUCUGAACUGGUUGCAUCACUUUGCGGUGACUUGGGGUUGCCUAUUAUUGAAGAGAUUGUGAGGACUGUAUCUUCAGUUGGUUUUGUCGAAGAUUGGGUGAAGUUACUCCUUUCAAGAAUCUGCUUAGAAGAACUUUAUUUUCCUAUGCUUUUCUCUGGAUUACGCCCUAUUGAUACUUAUAAAGAUAGCAAUAUAGCCGAAUCUAGAGACAUUUCCUUUUCGUCAGAACAAGCAUAUCUUUUGACAGUCAUAUCAGAGAUAUUGAAUGAGCAAAUCGGAGAUAUUGUUGUUCCCAAGGAUUUUGCUUCGUGUGUGUAUAGAAUAUUUCAGAGCUCCAUUUCUAUCAUCGAUUCUACCCCGGUAUCUAAGUCUGGUCUCCCAACAGGCAGAAUUGCAGGAGAUGUUGUUGGGUACUCACUCACUAUUUUAAGAGAUAUUUGUGCACAAGAUAGCAAUAAAGGUGAUAAAGACGUCUACGAGGAUGCAGUUGAUGUGCUUCUCUCUCUUGGACUCAUUGAUUUGCUUUUAAGCAUUCUCCAUGAUAUCGAACCUCCAGCCAUACUAAAGAAAGCACUCCAACAAGUAGAGAAUGAAGAAGAUGGAACAAGUCUUCCAAACGCAGUAAAACCGUGCCCAUACAAAGGGUUUCGAAGAGAUAUUGUUGCUGUCAUUGCAAACUGUUUAUAUAGAAGGAAGCAUGUACAAGAUGACAUUAGACAGAAGAAUGGAGUGUUUGUGCUAUUACAACAGUGUGUUGCUGAUAAAAACAAUCCCUUUUUGAGGGAAUGGGGCAUAUGGGCUGUGAGGAACUUAUUGGAAGGGAACUUAGAAAAUCAGAGGUUAGUAUCUGAAUUGGAAGUUCAAGGUUCUGCACAUGUGCCAGAGAUUGCUGAACUUGGUCUUCGAGUUGAGGUGGAUGCGAAAACUCGAAGAGCUAAGCUUGUUAAUGCCUCACGACCAUUUCAAAACUCUUAGCUGGUGGCGUUUGGGACUUUAUUAUUAUAGUCCAUUACUUAAAAUAAACUACAGAUUAAAUAAGUAGGUAAAUUAAAUGUAUGUUAUUUUAGAAGGUGUAUAAUUUGUCUUCAAGAUUAUUCUUUAUCAUGCAAAUAUAAUUCAUUUUCAUUUUCUUUCUU